This is a messenger RNA of Eufriesea mexicana, 463 nucleotides long. RefSeq lists its product as uncharacterized. The record is from RefSeq and is a predicted model, not a curated record. NCBI's taxonomy places the organism in Eukaryota, Metazoa, Arthropoda, Insecta, Hymenoptera, Apidae. The annotation marks the transcript as partial. The transcript has a single exon.
CGCUUCGUAGGUGUUCUCGACAAGAUAAAAGCGGGUCUGGAGUACGCUACGAAUUAUCUGGAGACCGCGAAGGACAUCGCUGAUCUGGUGGCGAAGAGCUUGGACCGUAAUCAGGAGAAGAGACGAGGCGAGGGUGAGGACGGGAAGAAAAGCGAAACUUUUGGACCUUCGAACGUCGUGUCGGCGUUCUUUCGACUCUUGGGACUGGAUUCGCAGAAGAUCACGGCGAUCGCUGUCAACAGCGUGAUAUUCCUCGCGCAGAUGGUACGUAUUCGACACUUUGCACGCGGACAUGGAGUAACGGCGAGUGCAUCGAUCGCAGAUAAGCGCGUUGUUCAACCUGAAAGCCACGAAAGAGAGUCCUGCGAGGAGUCUGGAAGACGAAAGUGACGUUUCGUCUUGGAAUCCAGCUAAACUUAUCACCGAGAGCAAGAACGAGAGAGUGAGUCGGCCUGAAUCGAGA